Molecule: messenger RNA, 1026 nt
Organism: Mesorhabditis spiculigera
Lineage: Eukaryota; Metazoa; Nematoda; Chromadorea; Rhabditida; Rhabditidae
Source: the annotation of a GenBank genome assembly
AUGGCCUCCCAGCCGAUUCUGUCGAUGCUCGACGCCGAGCCGCUCGUUGACGACAAAUCGAAGCCCAGGAGAACCACGCUCGACGACUAUGUACACCUGAGCUGGUACUGUUUUCGAGUGCUCCUUUUUGCCGAAUUCGUCUUGCUGUCGGUGAUGGGCAACAUGGUCUACAUGGUCUAUGCAGGCGCUGCCCCGCGACGAGUCUCAUGCCUUCAAGACGACGCUUACAUCGAGAACAUUUGCAAGAUGAACAUCUCGCAUCGAGAGCUGACGAAUUGUACCUACGAAACGGAGUACGAGUUCCGAUCAGUGCAGAUCGAUUUUGAAUAUUUUUGCGGCGAUUCGUCCUACGUGAAAUCGAGCAUCUCGGCACAAAUGUUGGGCGUUCUUGUCGGCGCCCUCUGUUUCGGCCAUCUCUCCGAUAAAUAUGGCCGGAAAAAAGUGCUAAUGUACUGCUUCCUACUCUGCAUCGUCUUCCAAGUGGCCACCGUAUUCGCGCGUACACUUUGGAUGUUUACGGUACUCCGCGCCAUUGUCGGAUUCUUCAAUGGAGGCCAAAUGACUUUCCAAAUCGCCCUCGUCAUUGUCUCCUUCCCGGCACUUCUCAUAUCCUUCUUCCUCUACGAGUCCCCACGCUGGCUGCUGGGCCGUGGCCGAAUCGCCGAGGCCGAGCAUAUUUUACUCAACAUCCAGCGAAUCGAUGGGAAAACGGAGCAUCGCGAAGAGCUGACCAGCCUGUUGCAAGCAGAAUUUGAGAAAGCCGAAGCGCGCGAGAAAAAGCAACAAAACUACAGCAUCAUCGACCUGUUUUCCACGCAAAAAAUGGCCGCCGUCACCAGCACACUUUGCAUGGGAAUGCUUUUCACAAGCAUGAUCAACUACGGCCUAAUGUUCAACCUCGAGAAGCUGUCCGGGUCGAUUUACCUCAAUUCGACAUACCUCGGCGGGCUGCGCUGGAUACUCAACUCGACGCUCGGAUAUUUCGACUACAAGUUGCGCCUAUUCCCGACUACAAGACCAUUGAUU